Messenger RNA from Drosophila biarmipes, 3111 nucleotides. RefSeq lists its product as uncharacterized. The coding region runs from base 268 to 3012 and encodes 914 amino acids. The record is from RefSeq and is a predicted model, not a curated record. The transcript is spliced from 5 exons. Lineage: Eukaryota; Metazoa; Arthropoda; Insecta; Diptera; Drosophilidae. Gene Ontology annotation, molecular function: protein binding.
ACAGCAGUUGCGCGGAGACCCUCUUGAAAACCCCGUUGAAAUUGCCCGGAAUUCCGAAAAUUUUUAACCACAAAGUGUAAAAUGCUGUGGGCGUGGAUGCAUCGGAGUGGCAGUUAGUUCCUAAAUUCGGUUUACAAGAUUUCGAUACUCCCAAGCUUUACACCCCAUUCCGGCUCGGUUUUCGGUUUGGGUGCUCUAGUUUUCCGAACGAUAAGAUAAGGGAGUGCAGUUCGAAGGGGAAAUACGAGCAGCUAUAAUUCAACAGACAUGAGGAUCGUUUCGGUUCUGGUUCCCCUGCUCUUGGGGAUCAUCUCCUCCUGCGGAGCAGUCAAUUGCCCCUGGCCCUGCCGCUGCACUUGGGUUGUGGACAGUCUGUAUGCCGACUGCUCGAGGAGGAGUCUCUCGACCUACCCGAACUUCGACGGCAUUCCCGUGGAGCACCUGGAUCUGUCGGGAAACCUGUUUGGGGAGUUUCCCACCCAGUACGCGGACAUAGACUCACUGAUCUACCUGGAUCUGUCCGACAACCAGAUCUCCGCCAUUGGUAGUAAGACCCUGAUAGGGUUCACGUCUCUGAGGACUCUGCUGCUGGCCAACAACUCCAUAGAUUCGUGGGAGGCCCUGAGUCCCAACGAGGCCUUCAAGUACGCCCCCAGUCUGAAGCGCUUGGGUCUCGAUGGCAACCGGUUGGGCAGUUUUGGCAACGGCGAGAGCUUCGAGAUGCUGACCAGUUCGUCCCUGACUGAACUAGAGCUAUCUUCCUGCGAAAUAACCACCAUCGGCGGGGACCAGUUGAUCAAUCAGCUGCCGGGUUUGGAGCGCCUUAGCCUGGCCAACAAUAAACUGGCCCAAAUUGCGGCUCUACCUUCGAGAACCCUCAGAGCCCUCGACUUGAGCAACUGCAGCAUUAGGGAGCUGUCCGGAUUCUUCCUCGAGGCGCUGCAAAACCUUGAGCACCUUAACUUGUCCCGAAACACGCAACUUCAGUUUGACAGCCUAUCGGAGGACCCCAUUCUGACCUACGAGUUGCGCAGGCUGGAUGUCUCCUACUGCAACUUAGAUUCCAUAGAACUCAGUGGACUGCCCCAACUGACAGAGCUCCGGUUGCGGGGAAACCUCCUGAGAGUUGUGGAUGCCACCACCUUCGCCAACAACACCAUGCUGGAGAUACUGGACCUCUCACAGAACGUCCUCCGACUCGUCGGCCAAGAUGCCUUCGCCAGCCUGAAGCGUUUGAAGGCGCUGAAUCUGGCCUUCAAUGAGAUAGCCCGACUGGACAGGAACAUUAUACGCAACAACGAUGUGCUGGUGGAGCUCGACCUCAGUCGCAACGUGCUGCAGAAGCUGACCAAGAUUGUGUCCAACUCGGUGCGCACCAUCAACAUGAGCUGGUGUGAAAUCGCCUCUAUCGAAAGCACGGCAUUGUCGAGUCUCUCGGUCAUCCUAAAGUUGGACUUAUCCAACAAUCUUAUCAGCGACGUACCCACCUUUAUGAGAUCCGAGACGCUGCAGCAACUGAACCUAGCCAACUGCAGGCUAACUACCGUGCGCAACAACACCUUCAGAGGGUUCCCCGAGCUGGCGGACCUCCACCUGAAUGGCAACCGCCUGACCAGCCCCAUUCCGCCCUACUACUUCGGGGGCAACAAGUUCCUGGAUCAGUUGUGGUUGGGCGACAAUCCCUGGAUCUGCGACUGCCACAGCCCGCUCUUCCUGGAGUUCUACGACUUUCUAACAUCUAAGCCAGCUAAGAUAAAAGAUAAGAACCACCUGCGUUGUGCGGCCCCUGCUGUUUUCUAUGGAAAACUUUGGGAGUUUGCCUGUGCGGAUGUGUGGAUUCUAAAUGCCAGGAGCAGCAGCAAUGGCGAGAAGGCCUGGUCCGUCAUAAUGAUUACCCUCCUUGGCCUGGGUGCCCUUGUCAUGGGCUACGCCUGCCUGCAAAAGUUCUUGAGGAAGCGAAAGAUCCGGCAGAGUGACAGGGAGAUCGAGGAGAACGAAGAUGAACUGCGGCGCAUCCGCGACCUAAACGACCGCAUUCUGCUGGAGGACGCCACUCCAAGCCUGCACCAUACCCAAGAGAUCAGCCUGCUGCCUUCCUACGAAGAUGCCCUGCGCAUGCCCAAGUUGGUCAGGCCGGUCAAGUCAAUGAUGGACCUCUCGGGUCCAGAAAGGACCCGCAACUCCCGCAAGCUGAGAAGGUCGCAAACCCAUGCCGAGGGCGAGGGAUCCCAGUCGGAGGCGGAGGACGGACUGCAGCUGGACUCUCGCCAGCGCUUCCGCAGCGUGGAGAUGCUCUCGAACCGGGACAAGGAGAGAACCGCCCAGUACGGGCCUUAUAGGCGAACUGGGUACAUGGAGUACAACCAGUCGGGCAGCCGCCGCUUCAGCAUCGAGGACUCCCGCUUCCCGGCAGCCCACCUGAAGACCCAGAACCUGCAGAGUGCCGAGCAGAUCGGUAACUUCCAGAGCUACGAAAACAGCCCCUAUACGAAGCGCAGGCCGAAAAUCGCCGAGAUUCCGCCCUUCAAGAGGGUGAAUAUGAUGGCCGACAGCGUGGAGUUCCUCACCGAUCCGGAGUACGACGACGUGGGCAGCAAGCACGGCAGUCCCUUUGCGAAAAGGAAGCCCAAGACCCCGGCACUACCGCCGCCCACCAUGAAGGUCAGCGCCCAGGUGUACACACUGCAACAGAGUCCCGUCUUGGAACUGGAUCCCGCCAUCGAGGACUACUUUAGUGCGGCCAAGAAGCAGCCCUCCUCGUCCACCAUCGCCAGCGACUUCCAGGAGCUGGAAGAGCCGGAACUCAGGUCCCUGCCGGACGACAAUCGAUCAAGUGUCUCUCGUUCAGACAUGGAACAGGACUUGGAGCGCGGAAAGCGCAAGAAGAGGAAGAACUCGGCCAGUCGCCGGGUGAGCGGUAGCUUCACGGCUGCCAACGCCGCCGAAAGCUCCUCCAGCGACUCCGAGCGCAACGCCCUGGUCCACAAGCCCAUGCGAGAGACUUUAUUUUAGGCCCAUACAGCACAAACCAUAUUGUUAGCCAUUCCCAGCCUGUUCCCAUAUCCAUAAGACUAUUUAAAUGCACCCCUAAAUAUACCGACAUUUUCGAGA